Molecule: messenger RNA, 1785 nt
Organism: Fulvia fulva
Lineage: Eukaryota; Fungi; Ascomycota; Dothideomycetes; Mycosphaerellales; Mycosphaerellaceae
Product: Endoplasmic reticulum mannosyl-oligosaccharide 1,2-alpha-mannosidase
Exons: 1
Coding region: 1-1785 (594 amino acids)
Biological process (GO): carbohydrate metabolic process; N-glycan processing
Cellular component (GO): Golgi membrane; endoplasmic reticulum
Molecular function (GO): mannosyl-oligosaccharide 1,2-alpha-mannosidase activity; calcium ion binding
Source: RefSeq, a predicted model, not a curated record
AUGAUAGCAUCAAAGAGAUACCUCGCAUUCGCGGCAUUCGCAAUCUUCGUACUGUUUCUCGUAGCGCACUUCCACGACAGCAUCGCCUCACAAGCACGAGUACGCUACGAUACCUUCUUUCCAUCAGCGUCGAAGCACCACGCUGAUGGUCGAUUUCACUGGGCGGACGUUCCCGUGCAACAUCCCGUGGAAAGCUUGACGUCUUUACCAAGUGGCAAACCUAAGAAGCUACCACGAGUACAAUAUGACUUCAAAGACCAGUCACAAGCGCUCAAGCAGAAGCCGCGACAAGCUGCUGUCAAGGCGACGUUCGUAAGGGCUUGGAAAGCCUACAAACAGCACGCAUGGAUGAAGGAUGAGGUUACUCCGAUCAAUGGCAAUUUCAAGAACACUUUCGGAGGGUGGGCAGCGACGUUAGUGGACUCCUUGGACACAUUGUGGAUCAUGGACAUGAGGGACGAAUACGAAGAAGCAGUCAAUGCUUGCAUGGACAUUGAUCUCGGUAUCUCCACGACAGACACUAUCAACGUAUUCGAGACGACGAUUCGACAUCUUGGAGGCUUCCUUUCUGCCUACGACCUGAGUGGCGACAGGCGUCUGCUGGAAAAGGCACAGGAGUUUGGGGAGAUGCUUCUGAAAGCUUUCGACACGCCGAAUCGCAUGCCCAUCACGAGGUGGAAGCCACAAGAGGCGCUGUACGGCAAGCAAGAGGCUGACGGCGUUGUACUCGUUGCUGAGAUCGGAUCCUUGACUAUGGAAUUUGCACACCUUUCACAAGUCACCGGUGACAUGCGAUGGUAUGAUGCAGUCGACCGUAUCAUGCGGAUCUUCCACAAACAGCUGGACGAAACACAUCUCCCUGGCAUGUUCCCGGUCGUGGUCAAUGCAAAGGAGCUGGACUUCACACAGGACACCUUCUUCACUCUAAGCGCCAUGUCUGAUUCCUUCUACGAGUACUUUCCAAAGAUGCACGCUCUGCUAGGAGGUACUGAGCCAAUGUACACGAAGCUGUACACGCGCAGUAUGCAGACUGCCAUCAAACAUAACCUAUGGAGACCGAUGGUGCCCGAUGAAGCAGACAUUCUAAUGUCCGGCAAUGUCAAAACUGAGAUGUCUCAGCCGCCGACCUUGGAGCCGCAGGGUCAGCAUUUGGUGUGCUUCGCGGGAGGCAUGUUUGCGCUAGGUGGUCGACUUUUCGAGCAAGAGGAGCAAGUCAAGAUCGGUCAGAAGUUAACUGAUGGCUGUGUCUGGACUUACAAAGCACUGCCAAUGGGCAUCAUGCCAGAAGUCUUCAACAUGGUGCCAUGUCCGUCACGGUGUGGCGAAUGCAAAUGGGACGAACAGAAGUGGAAGACCGAAAUCGGCAAGGUCAACGACGGGACAGCAGAUGUCGAGGAAGCUAUCACGGAACUUCGACUACCAAAAGGCUUCACGCAAAUCCGGGAUAGGCGAUACAUCCUUCGACCGGAAGCGAUCGAAAGUGUCUUCAUCCUUUACCGCGCCACAGGACAGGAAUACCUUCUUGAUGCUGCGUGGGACAUGUUUCAAUCGAUCAUCAAUGCCACAAAAACUCCCUUGGCCAAUGCAGCGUUGGCUGACGUGACGUACGAGCCGGCAUUUCUCGAAGCGCAAAAUGCGCAGGUGAAGAUGGACGAUAUGGAAAGCUUUUGGAUGGCCGAGACACUGAAGUACUUUUACUUGAUCUUUAGCGAGACGAGUCUCAUCAGUCUGGAUGAAUAUGUCUUCAACACGGAGGCACAUCCAUUUAAGCGGGCGCUGCCUUGA